CAAACGUGUGCGCACUUCUUUGGACAGAAACUGUAUACUUUGCAGUGUUGAUCUUGGAGUGUCUGCUUCAAAACAAACGUUUCCACAUAUCGACAGUUUUCCUGCUGCGGAGUUCAUCGUCCUGGUCGUCUGCAGGCUGUGAUGGCAGACUAAUGCUGCAGGUGCUGCAUCCCCCACGUUUAUCACCUUGAGCAUCCCGUCAGGAAAACACCAUUGUGGAUGCCUCGAACCAUGAGUGUCCCAGGACCUCCGUCGAGGAAAGCCAAUGGAGUGGCCAGAUCGGACAGCAAGCUCAGCGCCAAGGCCCUCUACGAGCAAAGGAAAAAAUAUUCCAACUCCAAUUAUAUCAUGCAUGAGACGUCACAGUAUCAUGUUGAGCAUCUCUCCACGUUCAUCAUGGACAAGACAGAGUCCAUUGCCACAGUGGACGAUGCCAUCAAGAAACUCGUCUUGCUGGAUACAAAAGACAAAAUCUGGACGCAGGAGAUGCUCCUGCAGGUCACCGACAAUGCGGUCAGGCUGCUGGACUGUGACACACAGGAAGAGCUGGAGAACUUUCCUCUACCCACAAUCCACAUGUGUCAGACAGUGUUGAAUCAGACGCGUUACCCCUCUGUGCUGCUGCUUGUGUGUCAGGACAAGGACCAGUAUAAACCCGACAUACACUUCUUCCAUUGUGAUGAGGUGGAGGCUGAGAUGGUUCAUGCAGAUGUAGACAGUGCCAUGGGAGACAACAAGCAUGGAAAGAAAAUGAGGCCUCAGACUCUGAAGAUGAACCAGGAGAAAAUGAAGCAUCACAGAGAGACCAUCCUCCCCCCUUCAGCACCUAGGGGUCCAGCCCCUACCCCAAAGGGACGAGUGUCUGCCCCAAACACACAGAACAGACGACUUUCUUCACAAAGUGACUCAGAGUCACAUGAAAAGCUUGCCCACCGCAUUGAGAAGGAUGUGCAAAUCCUCAACUGUGCCCUGGAUGACAUUGAAAUUUUUGUGGCACGGUUGCAAAAGGCAGCAGAGGCCUUUAGUCAGCUGGACCACCGCAACAAGAGUAAGAAGAAUAAGAAGAAAGGACCAGCAGAGGGCAUGCUGACCCUGCGAGCCAAGCCCCCCUCUGAAGCAGAGUUCAUUGAUAGCCUGCAGAAACUGAAGCUGGCCCUCAACCUCUUGGCCAAACUGAAGAAACACAUCCACAAUCCAAGUGCGGCAGAACUGGUUCAUUUUCUCUUCGGCCCUCUGGAGAUGGUGCUGCAGAGCUGUGGAAGUCCUGAACUCGUACGUUCCAUUAUCUCCCCUCACCUGUCCAAAGACGCUGUCGACUUCCUGCGGGCAAACCUCUCCCCCAAAGAGAUGACCAUCUUUGAGCUGCUGGGAGAAGGAUGGACCAAACCCAGAUCCGAGUGGCCGAAGGAUCAGUGUGCUCCACCUUAUUACCCCAAGUUUCGUAACGGUUGGGAGCCGCCUGCAGAGAUCUUCAGGACAGCCCCGUGGGAAACAGAGGUCUCCGCUCCAACAGGGCCACUGGGGACUCCCAUCAGCCCUGAUUACAGGACUCAUUCACCUGAUGAUUUUUAUGGAACUCAUUCCUCAACUUCAUCAAAUGGGUCUUAUAAUGGGAUGACCCCGAUCCGCAAAUAUGCCAAGAUACGCUACCACUUUGUAGCGCGGAAUGCCAACGAGCUGUCAGUGUUGCAGGAUGAAAUCCUCGAGGUGAUAGAAGACGACAAACAGUGGUGGAAAUUACGAAAUCGCAGUGGCCAGUCUGGCUACGUCCCAUAUAACGUCCUGGAUGUUGUGAAGGUAGACGAGCCUGAAGCUGUCUUCAAUCAGCCUGGCUACACAACGUCACCACCUGGAGCCCUGCACCACAGAGAGAGUUUCAACAAGGGUAGACAAAAAGACAAAAAGAUGGAUGAAGUCAACAGUGAGUUAUUGAUGAUGAUCACAGCAAACAAAAACCAGCCGCCUACCAGGAAGUUCCGUGUGGAGCGACCCAUCGGCAACCUAGUGCCGCUCAGCUUCGACUCAAAACCAGAGCAGGUCACAGCAUGGCUCAAAUCAAAAGAUUUCUCUAGACCGGCGGUUGAAUGUUUGGGGAUCCUGACUGGAGCCCAGCUGUUUUCCCUCAACAAGGAAGAACUGAAGGCGGUGUGUGGAGAAGAAGGCGGUCGUAUUUACUGUCAGAUUACUGUGCAGAAGACACAGCUAGAGAAGACCAACGGAGACUCAGAGCUCCAGGAGAUCAUGAAGCGGAGACAGGAGAGGAUCGCCUCUGGCAGCAAAGAGUGAACCUGCCGACCAACACAACGACUGCUUUCUUCCCCCGCAGCUCUCUCACUGCAGCAGCUUUUCAAAUCAAUCUACUGUUAAUUAGGACCCACAAUAGAAUAUAUUCAAAUGUUGUAUACAUGUUUAAUUGUAUAUUUAUUUUGUAUCAACCAAUGUGUAUGUAUUCAUGUAUUAAUUAAUUAUGUUGCAUUUGUUUCUAUCGUCUCUUUCAAUUUAGCCGUUGAAAAGAUGUUUGUUGUGUGAAAAGAGGACCAUAUGAAUCUAUGUACAGUUUAGUGUGUGUGUGUGUGUGUGUAUGUGUGUGUGAGUGUGUGUGUGUAUGUGUGUGUGAGUGUUUGAGUGUGAAUGUGUGUGUAUGUGUGCGAUCAUGUGUAUGCAUGACAGACAAGUAACGUACAUAUUUGUACAAGCAGUGUGGUCGAAGUUUAUGCUUAUUGUUAAUAUUACAGCCGUAUACUAAAAGAAUCAGUAAAUAAGUAGAUCUUAGCUGUUGCAUACCCAAAUCUGUGCCAGGAUGUAUGACACAUUUUCUGAUAUUUAGCCAAUUAUUUUCAUAUUACUGUUUACAGCUAUAAUACAUUAAUAAAGCAUCUGCUAUGUAUUGUUCAUAGCAGGUGUCAGCAGCGCUCUCAUCCUGGAUGGUAACUGCAGAUCAGCAGUAAUUCACUUAAUCUUGCUGUUGAUCACAAUUUACUGAACUCAGAAAUUCUGCAUGAAGUCUUUGUCAAUAAUAGUGAAAUGCUGUCAUUCAUGUGUUUUAUUUUUGCAGCAUGACAUUUGGCAGUGUAAACUGCACGGACACAAAUAUUGAGGAAUAUUUGAGGACAGUAUUUUGUUCUGGUAUGAAUGAUUAAAUGAAGAC
This is a messenger RNA of Scomber scombrus (Atlantic mackerel), 3148 nucleotides long. RefSeq names its product EPS8 signaling adaptor L2 (gene eps8l2). Gene Ontology annotation, cellular component: plasma membrane; vesicle; ruffle membrane. Lineage: Eukaryota; Metazoa; Chordata; Actinopteri; Scombriformes; Scombridae. The transcript is spliced from 21 exons. The record is from RefSeq and is a predicted model, not a curated record. Gene Ontology annotation, biological process: regulation of Rho protein signal transduction; Rho protein signal transduction; positive regulation of ruffle assembly. Gene Ontology annotation, molecular function: actin binding. The coding region runs from base 220 to 2286 and encodes 688 amino acids.